Molecule: messenger RNA, 546 nt
Organism: Nycticebus coucang (slow loris)
Lineage: Eukaryota; Metazoa; Chordata; Mammalia; Primates; Lorisidae
Product: MICOS complex subunit MIC60-like
Exons: 1
Coding region: 1-546 (181 amino acids)
Biological process (GO): cristae formation
Cellular component (GO): MICOS complex
Source: RefSeq, a predicted model, not a curated record
AUGCUGCGGACUUGUCAGUUAUUCCGCGUGAUCGCCGCCCAGAGUGGUCUCUGUGGGAAGUCUGUCGUCCAUCCACUGCGACCGUGCCAUAGAGCUUCUACUUCAGGCAGUUCUGGGGUGACUGCCAGCAGAAUCGCUGGAGCUGGCCUUAUAUUUGUUGGUGGAGGUAUUGGCGGCACUAUCCUAUAUGCCAAAUGGGAUUCCCAUUUCCGGGAAAGUGUGGAGAAAACCAUACCUUACUCAGACAUACUCUUCCAGGUGGUGCUUGGUUCUGCACCUUGUAAUAGUCAAUUGCCAAAGAAGCCAAUUCAGUCUGCUCCUCCACUAAAAAUCUCUAGUGUAUCAGAAGUAAUGGAAGAAUCUAAACGGCCUGACUCACAACUUCAAGAACAAAAGAGAGAUAAGCCAGCUUCAACAACUACACCUACAGAGGCAGCUCAAAUUAUUUCCGCAGCAGGUGAUACCCUGUGGGUCCCAGCCCCUGCCAUUCAGCAUGGAGAAACUGGUAAAGGAAAGCCCACGCCCACAUCUUCUGCGAGGCAGUGA